Messenger RNA from Fusarium oxysporum Fo47, 2478 nucleotides. Its product is annotated as Aldehyde/histidinol dehydrogenase. The coding region runs from base 1 to 2478 and encodes 825 amino acids. Gene Ontology annotation, molecular function: aldehyde dehydrogenase (NAD+) activity; nucleotide binding. The transcript is spliced from 8 exons. The record is from RefSeq and is a predicted model, not a curated record. NCBI's taxonomy places the organism in Eukaryota, Fungi, Ascomycota, Sordariomycetes, Hypocreales, Nectriaceae.
AUGGCACCCCAUGCCGAACAGGAUGAGUCCACCCACGGCAUCACUCGCCUUCCACCACCAGAACGUCCAGCCUUUUCUACCUCGCCUCCACGUCUACUAAUCAUUGGCGCUGGGAACCGUGGCAAAGCCUAUGCCGAGGCUGUUAAGAAUUCGAGUAAUGGCGUCAUCGUCGGCGUCAUAGAGCCUAUCGCACUAAAGAGACGGCAUCUCGGUCGCAAAUACAUCUGGGGUGCACGGGAGCCUGUUCCCGGGGAAGAGUUCAGCGACUGGCCAGAGUUCGUUCAAUGGGAACUUAGCCGACGGCAAGCAGUCGCUUCUGGGACCACAGAUGUCCCUGAGGGUGUUGAUGCAGUCUUCAUUUGCGUCCAAGAUGGCAUGCAUAAAGAUGUUGUCCUUGGUCUUGCACCGCUGAAACUACACAUCAUGUGCGAGAAGCCUCUAGCGCCUAAUCUGGAGGAUUGUAUGGCUAUCUAUAAGAGCCUUUCGCCCGAUGCCUCCGGAUCCUCAGAAAAGCUGUUCGCUAUCGGCCAUGUCCUUCGUUACAGUCCUCACAACAUGAUGAUGAGGAAGCUUCUACUUGAGGACAAGGUCAUCGGAGACAUCAUGGCUGUUAAUCACACAGAGCCAGUGGGCUGGUAUCACUUUACACACAGUUACGUCAGAGGAAAUUGGCGCAAUGAAAAGGCGGCAGCUCCAUCACUCCUUGCCAAAUCGUGCCACGACAUAGAUAUCCUCUACUGGAUUUUGGCAGCCCCGCCUCCCGGCUCUAACAAGCCAACCCAUGUGCCCAAAGACAUAAGCUCUUCUGGAUCCCUCCAAUAUUUCAGAAAAGAGAGAAAGCCUGUCGAAGCUGGAAAUGCCACCAAUUGCUUGUCAUGUGCCUAUGAGCCAUCGUGCCAGUUUUCGGCGAAGCGAAUUUACACAGGAGCUGAUCUCAAGAGUCAGCAACAAGAGCACUUUUGCACGGUCGUCGCACCCGAAAUUGAAGACUGUAUUCCAAAUGGUGGGCCAGAAGCAGCUAAGAAGACUGUUCUCUCCAAACUUGCUGAAGAUUACUCAGAAGACACCCCAGCAGAUGAGGUUAGCAAGAGAAAUACCUUUGGACGUUGUGUGUACGAAUGUGACAACGAUGUCUGCGACAAUCAAGUUGUAACACUUUCUUGGGACGCCGACCCGAUCGCAGCUCCCGGCGAAACACCUCUGCAAGCUCUUAGUGGCAGAGGUAGCAAGACAGCUACAUUGCAUAUGGUUGCGUUCACAGAAAAGAUCUGUACCCGGUUCACGUACAUUUACGGUGUUCACGGAGAGAUGUACGCCGACAGCUCCUCAAUUACAGUGACAGACUUCAGGACGUGCAAGAAGACGGUUCACUACCCACACAUUCCCGAGGGCGGUGGCCAUGGUGAUGGAGACGAAGGAUUGACGAGGCAAUUCGUGCUGGCUGUUGAUCGGGUAAAGAACCAUGUACCUAUGGAUUUAUGUUGCCGCAACACGCUUUAUUACUUACUUGAUCCGAAUUCCCAUGCCAAGCUCAACUUCACCGAGUUCUUCAACGGUGUAAAUCCCUCUACUCUAGAGAAGAACCCCCCAGUUCCAGUUUCGACUCGAGAAGAUGUAGACAGGGCUGUCCAGGCGGCUAAGAAGGCCUCUGAAGCCUGGGCUGAGGUCCCGUACAAAGAGCGACAGGCCUUAGUGGCCAAAUUUGCGGAUAGCAUUGACUUGAUCAAGGAAGAUCUUGCCGUUCUGUUAACCAAGGAACAAGGAAAGCCUACUAUCAUGGUAAUCUUUCAAAACAGGCUAUUCACUCCCUAUUGUGACUUGAAGCUCGCUGAGCUGGCUCUCAAGUACUUCCUCGCAGGCGUUGUUCAAGCACUGAGCGGCAAUGAUGACCUGGGCCCGUGGCUCACCGCGCAUCCUGGCGUUGACAAAAUCAGCUUUACAGGGUCUAGAGCAACUGGAAAGAAGGUCCUGCAGAGCGCUGCUGGCAAUCUUAAGCGUGUGACACUCAAAUUGGGAGGUAAUGAUCCGGCCAUUGUCUGCAGUGAUGUCAAUGUCAAAGAAGUUGCCCCAAAGCGUAUCUAUGUCCACGAGUCCAUCUACCAUGAUGUAUUGGAAACAUUGGCUUCAACGGUUAAGAGCCUUCCUGUUGGUGAUGGUCUGGAGAGUACCACCGUUAUGGGUCCUGUCCAGAACCACCUGCAGUUCGGUAGGGUGAAGAGCUUACUCGCAGAUAUUCAAUCCCAUGGCCUCAAGCUCGUAGCAGGAUCAAUCAGUCCGUCAGAUGCGGGAAAGGGGUACUUCAUCACUCCUACGGUUGUCGACAACCCUCCAGAUGCCUCCAGGAUUGUAGUCGAGGAGCCAUUUGGCCCUGUCUUUCCUAUUCUGAAGUGGAAGGACGAGGAUGAGGUCCUUAGACGCGCCAAUGGUAACCCCAUGCCUCGGUUUGGACCCCAGACUUGGAGAAGGCAGAGAGGCUAG